Heterotrigona itama is the source of this 3254-nucleotide messenger RNA. The record is from the annotation of a GenBank genome assembly. Lineage: Eukaryota; Metazoa; Arthropoda; Insecta; Hymenoptera; Apidae.
AUGACACCAGAGACGUAUCCUUUCUACAUUAUAGUAAAUGCCUACAUUGCGUGUAAGAUUGCCGUUCGUGACACAAAAGUGGGAAAAUUAUGUCAAUAGUCGAAUAUGCGUUUUCAAUGAAAUGAACUUUAUUAUCAGGAAUUAAUGAAAAGCAUGGAGGAUGACAUUGAUAUUUAUGGAGAUUUGCCAGACUUUGGACCAGAGUUUAGUAAAAACGUAAGCAUCGAGCAAUCGGAUUGGGCUUUACAGUUUUAGGUUAUGUUGUGAUUUUUACAUUCGUAUAUAAAAUAUACGGCUGCAAACUGUACGUGCAAGUGUAAUUCUGUAUCACGCUGUUUUAGUUUGUAUCAAAUAACGAGGAAAACAUCGCGGAGAAACAAUCGGAGCUGAAAAAGCAGAUUGCAGAACUUACGGCGAAAUUGGAGAAUUCUCAAAUGGUGAAUAAAAGUUUAGAAAUUAAUUUAUUCUCGUUGUUGAAAACUGCAAAAGCAGAAAUUGCACGGAAGGAUAAGACGAUCGACGAGUUGAGAAAAAGAUUAGAUGAUGCAACGUUCAGAAAGAGUUCGUACUCUAACGAACAUGUUACACGUAAAUCCAGCUUUUGCAGGACCGUUGCAAAUACAAAUACACAUCAAAAAUCAAUCGACAUUUGCUUUUCUGCUGACGAAAAGAGUGGCGAAACGUCGUCGGUGGCAACUAGUUUGUCUAAUCAGAGCAAAGAUCAACAAAACAAAUCCACCUUAGUUCCAAUUACCGUUUUCGGCGAACGAUUGCUCAAAAGAAUGACGGACGAACAGAAUUUGGAAAAGAAAGAUAAAUCGAACAAGUUGAUAACAAACAGUGAUAAGAACGACGAUAAGAACAACACAGGAUAUACAGUUGAAAGCGACAAAGAGAAUGGUUCUUCGCGCGACACUACUAACUUUGAUACAAAUAUAAAUACAAAGGAGAUGCAAGCUUCCGCGACUGCACAACACAAAGGGAGUGAAAAUCUGUUGGCAGGUUCGGAAAGUCCUGAAAGAUGUCCAAAAGAUGUCCGGUCGAACGAUAAAAACGAGACGAGCUCUACGUUUCAAAGAAAACCGAAAACGUCGGCCACCUACACGGGGAAAAGAAGAGCAAACGAAGAAGGGAAUGGGCACGUUCACGUGAAACGAGUAAAAUCUAGCAGAGAGAAAGAAAGUAGCAGCUUCGAAGCAACAAAGAAAGAAACGGAUAAUAAUAUAAACAUAGUGUUCUCCGAAUCCAAGGAGAAGUCAUCGGCAUUCCCUCGUUACAGCGACUUUGGAUUCUCCGACUUUUGUCCCAAUGAAAAAGGUCGCGACAAAAAGUAUUCGGAAUACGCUCGUACUUGGAGCAACAUGGAACUGAAGAAACACGGAUGCUUCAACGUGCGAAUUCACGAUGCGAAUAAAGCAGACGAGAAGAGAGACGCGAAGAACAAACACACAGACACGAACGAUCGUUUGUUGAAACGACGUGAGAAGUCUGCCCAAAGUUCAACAUCUAUUUCAGACAAGAAGAAAGACACGAGUUAUCGUUGCGUCGAGGUCUACGAGAAAGAUAGUUUCCAUCGACACGGUCACAGCGAGCAUCGUGGCAGUAGAGAUAAACAAAGGGACUAUCAUCGCACGGAUGAUCAUCGACCGUCGCGUGCGAAAUCAACGUUGUAUCGAGAGGAGAAAUACCACAGGAGUCAGUAUCACAGCAAGAACAGCGAUCACGAUGGUGGAUCAAAGCUGGUGGAGGAACGUAAUUGUAAUCUUCGGAAUAAUGGCGCGGCAAAUAAAUCGAAAAUUUGUAAAAAAGAUUCGUACAACGACGACAGGCAAACGAAGCGUUCUACCACCAUUGAUCGAACGUCAACGGAUCAGAGGAGAUUCGACGAGAUAAGAAAGGCCGAAUGUCGGCACACGAACGAGCACGAACGAGCACGAAAAAUACGGAAUAUCGUUAAGUCGAUCAGACGACACGAGGAGAGUAGAACAGAACAAGAAGGCGAACAACAAGGCGAAUGUUCGCGUCGCAACUUUGACGCGGAAAAUUUGGAUACGGAGCAUGCAAGAUAUGGCCAGGUCGCGAAAGAGAUCGAUGGAAAAAGAAACAGUGGAUCCACUACAGAAGAAGCGGCAAAUGCUCUGGGAAUUGGUAAUUCAGGAAUUAACAAUCGGCGGAAACACGGCGGAAAGGAAUUAAAGAAUCGGUCGAUAAGUUUGGAAGGCGAUGAAAUGUUGUCAGACAGGCGAAAUAGAAAUUCGUCGAGAGAUGACAUGACGUGCGACGUGGGACCACGUGCGGCAGAAGAAGAUGCUUCUUUGAACGCAGCGAACGACACGUCGAUAAAGAGAAUUGGAACUGCGAGAAACGAAACGGAGAGAUGGGAAGCAUCUGGCGACAAUGUUCCGCGAACAAUUCCAAUCUUAGAUACCAACGUCGCGUGUUUUCCCGGCGAAAAAAACAUUUCCAAAAACAUCGAAAGCGUCGAAAACAUUGAAAACUUUAUUCGCAGUUCUGUUUUCACGCGCGACAACAAAGCGCUCGAGAACGUGUCAGGAACGUCGAACGCCAACGCCAACGCCAACGCCAACGCUUUUAUUGAUAAUUCACAGUCGGGCUCGAUAAAAGAGGAAAAAGUGGAAAUGCAAGGAAACGCAAACGCCCCGAAUGCUUCGUCCGACGACGCUGUGAUGUCGUUUGUCGAAAAUCUUCAAAUCACGGAUAACGACGACGUCAGCAACGUCGCCACGUCGAACGAAAAUCAAAGAUUGAAGAUGGAAGAGUCGAGCCUAAAGCUGGAAACGGUCUCGAAUAACACGGAAUGGCAAACGGAAAAGAAUAACGCGAGGAAAGCGACUGCUGGUGCUGACGAUAUUGGGAACAUUGAUUGCGAUCGCGACGAGAACGAGAAUGCAAGCAUUGCGAUGGAAAUGGUGAGAAGAAGAACGUUGGGAGGAGAAGAGCGUGUAGACAAAGUACGUACAGGGAAGAGAGAAGAAUCAUCAAGGAAUGAAAUGGAAUUGAAAGAACAUGAUUUGGAGAAAAGUAUAAAUCGUAGUAACAACAACGAGAGCAGCGGAAAAGAUUCGAUGAACGUUUACGGGAAGAUUGUUGUAUUCGCGCGUCGCAAGAAACCCGUCUGCUUGGCAGACAGCAACGCGAACAUGACUGUUCUUAUAAACAACAACAACAACAACAACAAACAACGCGAUGACACUGGCGGCGUUGAUCUAUCCAUUGGAGAUGAAGUAGUUUGA